Messenger RNA from Perca fluviatilis (European perch), 2125 nucleotides. It is a transcript of the gene kctd10, whose product is annotated as potassium channel tetramerization domain containing 10. Bases 126 to 1067 code for a protein of 313 amino acids. Gene Ontology annotation, biological process: protein ubiquitination; protein homooligomerization; negative regulation of Rho protein signal transduction. NCBI's taxonomy places the organism in Eukaryota, Metazoa, Chordata, Actinopteri, Perciformes, Percidae. The transcript is spliced from 7 exons. Gene Ontology annotation, cellular component: Cul3-RING ubiquitin ligase complex. The record is from RefSeq and is a predicted model, not a curated record. Gene Ontology annotation, molecular function: ubiquitin-protein transferase activity; protein binding.
CCCUUUAAACAGAGAAGAGGAACGUUGACGUCGUGUUUAUAACUGCGCAGCGUUGGACCGGAAGGAAGUGGGUGUUAGCUGACUGACGUUAGCAAGCUACAAUUAUAAAGUCUGCUGCGGGUUCUAUGGAAGAGAUGUCAGGAGAGAGCGUGGUGAGCUCGGCACUGCCGGCAGCUACAACCCGGACUACAUCCUUCAAGGGCUCCAGCCCCAGCUCUAAAUAUGUGAAGUUAAAUGUGGGCGGGGCACUGUACUACACUACAAUGCAAACACUAACCAAACAGGACACAAUGCUCAAAGCCAUGUUCAGUGGCAGGAUGGAGGUCCUCACAGACAGUGAAGGUUGGAUCUUGAUUGAUCGCUGUGGGAAACAUUUUGGAACAAUCCUUAACUACCUUAGAGACGGAGCAGUGCCGCUUCCAGACAGCCGACGAGAAACAGAGGAACUGCUCGCUGAGGCCAAGUAUUACCUUGUCCAAGGCCUAGCUGAUGAAUGCACAGCUGCCUUGCAGAACAAAGAAUCGUAUGAACCCCUUUGUAAAGUGCCUCUGAUGACAUCAUCUAAGGAAGAGCAGAAGCUUAUUGCAACCUCAAAUAAGCCUACUGUCAAACUGCUGUAUAACCGAAGCAACAACAAGUAUUCGUACACCAGCAAUUCUGAUGACAACAUGCUGAAAAAUAUUGAACUGUUUGACAAGCUGUCAUUGCGGUUCAACGGUCGGGUACUGUUUAUCAAAGAUGUGAUUGGGGAUGAGAUCUGUUGUUGGUCAUUUUAUGGCCAGGGGCGCAAAAUUGCCGAAGUGUGCUGCACCUCCAUUGUUUAUGCCACAGAAAAGAAGCAGACAAAGGUGGAGUUCCCUGAGGCACGAAUCUAUGAGGAGACCCUCAACAUCCUCCUGUACGAGUCCCAUGAUGGGAGGGGUCCAGACAAUGCCCUGCUGGAGGCCACAGGCGGCGCUGCAGGACGAUCUCAUCAUCUGGAUGAGGACGAGGAGAGAGAUCGAAUCGAGCGAGUUCGUAGGAUUCAUAUCAAACGACCUGACGACCGCACACACCACCACCAGUGACCUUUCUCCUUCGACCCGUCAGCCUGUGUCUCUGACCCUGGACAGUCUUUGCACCACGCUUGUGCCUUACAUCACCCAGCGCCUCUCUGUCUCUCUCCCCAAUCUUAUUUUACCAGCUUUUCCUCCAGGAGAGUACUAUGAGAUGAGUGUCACACAACAGUGUGUAGUGGUGACGUGAUUUUGUGUUUGUUUGUGUGUCAUCUUUGUUGUGUGGUCUGACAGGCUGUAGUGUUUUGUUCUCCAUUUGUUAGUCUUUAUAACUUCUAUUACUAUGACUGCUAGUGUGCAGAAGCCCAUAGACAUGGGUGUUUGCAUUCAGCACUGCAGUUGACCACAGUUUUACCUGAGUGUGUGAAAACAAAGAGUAUUAAGAGCAUUGUUGCAGUGCAUCCAGGAGAACAAGAAUUAUGUCAUGUAAGCAGCUAAAGAUAAAUGGUUAAUAGUUUUGCUUCUCCUUACUAUGGUUCUGACGGGUCCACUGUUAAAGUCAUCAGUGGAUUACCAAGGUGUUUCACACAGUGGGGCCACAUGGUGGCACUAUUUUACUCUUAGAAGAUGUUACCAAGGCUAUUUUGUAGCCUGCAGAUAAUGGCAAUUAAACCUUUUUUCAAUUUUAUUAAGUUUUUGAUACAGUUAAGAUAUCACAGGUGGAUGCAAAAUGUCACUGUAGUGCUUUUGCCAUAUUUAGUUUUAGCAUUUAUGCAUUUUUCCCUUCACUCCACUAAAUGAUCAUUAUUUUCAGUGGAGGGAACUUGAGAAGUGGCAUGAGGUGUUAAAUGUACUGGGGUGAUUGAUGGAUGCUGAAGCUGAAGUGAAUGACUGUAACUGGAGAUCUCCCUGGCAGGAAGGGAAUCCUGUCUACAAGCUUUUAACACAGAGAGAAAUUAGACCUGUCCAUCACCACAUUAAUCAGAGAAUGUACUGUCUGCACACAAUAGGUUUUAGUUGAAAUAUGUCUAACAAUCACAGUACUUGUAGGCCUGUUGUACAGAAGUGAACAUAUAUGUAUGUUUUAUAUUUAUACAUACUUUAUCACAAAUAAAUUUCUACAAACAUUC